AUGGGCCCAUACCCACGUUCUGGUAAUGGAAAAUCGUACAUACUGGUAGCAACCGACUGUUUUAGUAGGUGGACCGAGGCUUACCCCUUAGGAACAGCAACCUCUAAAACAAUAAUCGAAACGUUAGAACGCGAGUUCUUUUCGCGUUUCGGUUACCCCCGCGUGUGUCUCAGUGAAAACGGCCCACAGUUUGUGUCAAACGAAAUGAUGAACGCGCUAGAACGCUGGGGGGCACAGGGUUGGACGACCCCAGUCUACCACCCGAGGGCCAACCCAGUCGAACGCCGUAAUCAAGAUUUGAAAAAAGGGUUACGCGCACAACUAGUAACGGGCAAACAUAAAUCUUGGGACACGAAACUACCCUCAAUCCUAUUUUCGAUACGGAACAGGUGCAACGAACAGACAUGCUACCCACCCGUGGUCCUUGUCCUCGGCAGAGAGUGCAAGAGACCCGGACAUUGGGCGCUGUCUAAAGCGGCGCCGGUACACAUUGAAAAAACACAGGAAGAGAGGGUAGAGCGGGAGAAACGUAUUUUAGGCAAAAAGGUAGUGGUAAAACCAAGCACGAACACCGGCACACCGGUGAAGUUCGGCAAGGGCGACGUAGUCUACUACAAAGCACACCACUUAUCUAAGGCACACAAAGAUUUUCACGCCGGUUUCGCACCAAAAUGGUGGGGACCGGUAAGACUGGCGAAACAGGUCGGGAAAAGAGUCUUCCAAACCGACCAACAACCGCCGCGGAAAAUACAUGUGUCAUGCCUAAAACGGGCACCGAUAGGCCAACAUUAA
This is a messenger RNA of Metopolophium dirhodum (rose-grain aphid), 792 nucleotides long. RefSeq names its product protein NYNRIN-like. The record is from RefSeq and is a predicted model, not a curated record. The transcript has a single exon. Bases 1 to 792 code for a protein of 263 amino acids. Gene Ontology annotation, molecular function: nucleic acid binding. Gene Ontology annotation, biological process: DNA integration. NCBI's taxonomy places the organism in Eukaryota, Metazoa, Arthropoda, Insecta, Hemiptera, Aphididae.